AUGCAUUUUGUUGUUGCCUCAAGACAUAUAAAACAAUUUUCAAAAAGUUUACAAUGUAUAAGUAGAAUUGGUGAUGAUUUAUAUAUUGAAAUUCAUGAAGAUUUUAUAAAAUUUGUUACAGUUAAUUCAUCUAGAUCAGCAUAUGCCACAUUCACAUUUCACAGCAGUUUCUUUCAAAAUUAUAUAUUUGAAAAAGAUGAUAUUAUACCACAAAAUCAAUACAGAGUCAAGUCUAAACUAUGUUUUCAAAUGUUUCACUCACUCAGUAAUAUAGACAAAUGUGCAAUGAAGAUUGUAAAUGAUGAAAGUAAAAUUACAUUCUAUUUACUUUGCAAAAACGGUAUUCAAAAGAUUUACUCUAUGAACUAUGAAGAAAGUCAAUGUCCUGCUGCUGUAUUUAAUAGAGAUCCACCUUACAAGAUUACUGCCAAACCAAAACAACUCUCUGACUGUUUAAACUUUUUUUCAAGUAAUGUCGAAGAAAUUGCAAUGCUAAUUCAAAAAGAUCGUGUUAUUUUAAGGAGUCAGGUCGAUGAAAAAAAACCUAAUACAAAAGCAUUAGCAACUGAAGUUACGGUGGAUUAUCAAGAUUUUGAUAACUAUGUUUUUAGAGGACCUGGUGCUGAAAUUUCAUUUGGAUAUAAAGAUAUAAAAACUAUUUUGGCAUAUAUCGAUGUAAUAAAUAACCCAUAUACAAUGCUAAUUGACCAGUGCGGAAGACCAUUUAAUAUAAGCUUCAACUACAACUCUACUUUUCAUGCAGAUUUUAUUUUAGCCACAUUAUAUAACUCAAACCAACCAAGAAAUGCACAACAAGCACAACAAUACCAAUCAGCUCCACCAGUCACACCACAACAUCAAUAUUUUGCAGACUCCUCAUCAUUUAAUAGUAGAUCUGAGCAUCAUCAAAACUACAGAAAUACUUCAAUGGGCUCACCAAACACAAAUCAAAACUAUCAGCAACAACCUAUUUUCUCUUCUCAUGAAGAUGACCAUGACGAUAUGAUGGAUGGAAUGCCAUUAGAUCAUGACCUUCAACAGCAACAACAACAAACUCCAAAUUCAAACUAUCAAUAUAAUAUUUCACAACAACAGCAACAACAGAAUAUUUACCAACAUUCAUUCCUACCACAUUCAUUCAAAGAUCAACAUGAUUUACAACAAUAUGAUUUACUAAGACAACAACAACAACAACAACAACAAUUCGAUUUUCAACAAUAUGAUUUACAACAACAGCAACAACAACAAUUUGAUUUUCAGCAAAACCAAAACAUUCCAUUAUCAAAUACUUCUGUAAAUACUGCAAAAAGAACAACUAUUAACUAUCGUUCAGAUAUAAAUUUAGAUGAAGAUGACGACGAUGAUGAUGAUGAAAAUGAAAACAUUCAAUCAAGUAAUAACUAA
Molecule: messenger RNA, 1404 nt
Organism: Dictyostelium purpureum
Lineage: Eukaryota; Evosea; Eumycetozoa; Dictyosteliales; Dictyosteliaceae
Exons: 3
Coding region: 1-1404 (467 amino acids)
Biological process (GO): cellular response to ionizing radiation; DNA replication checkpoint signaling; mitotic intra-S DNA damage checkpoint signaling
Cellular component (GO): checkpoint clamp complex
Source: RefSeq, a predicted model, not a curated record